GGGAGUGCCUAGAGGAGGCCUGCUCGUAUGAGGAGGCCCGCGAGGUCUUCGAGGACACGGAGAAGACGGUAAGGGGCGGCGCGGCCAGGACGCACUUACAGGGCUGCGGGGGCUUCUGAAGCGCUGUCAGGUCCACCUUAAAACGCAAAAUGUUUAUCUAAGAACGCGCUGUCGGCCUCGGCAGUGCACAAGGACCCCAGGCCCCGGCGCUUCGCCCACUCAGCCGCCGCCAUACUCGCCAAAGGGCUCUGGUCCUGAGACCGCAGGGUGGGUCGGUGCGCAGGCGCAGGACGAACGCGGCGUCGAGGCCCCGUUCCGUGCCUGCGCGGCGGCGGCGGCGGCGGCGGCGCGAAAGCACCCGCCCCUCCCCGGAAGAGGUGGGGCCUCCGAUGCUGCCCCGGAAGUUUCUGAGGUCCGUUAGCCACCUCCCGUCGUGCUGUCGUGUGGCACUUUGCGUCAGGCCGUGGCGCGGCUUGGCUGCGGUGCAGGGGCCGAGGUGGAGGUGGACGGCCGCGAGCCAAAACUGAGCAACCGCGAGCUGAAGACGCCUGAAGGCUGAGGAGAAAGUGGCGGAGAAGGAGGCCAAGCAGGAGCCCACGAGAGACAGCCUGGCCGCAGAUGGCGGACCUGUCCACACCUCGGACAGCGGGCCCGUCCACACCACGGGCCCGCAGUGGAGUGUCCAGCGGAGUCUGGGCGCUGGGGGACCCGUGCCACACAGGCUCAUGUAGACUCCCACCUGCUCGCGGCAGCCUGGACGCCACCGGCCUGGCUCACCUUAAAGGUGGCAGAAGAGCUGUGCCCUUGGAGGACAGGUCCACUUACAAGCCAUGGCUGAGUGGAGAAAUGUUCAGUCGGAAGAAGAAUUUACUCAAGUCUAUAGCAGACUGCCUUGUGGAGUCCAGAGAAUCCUGGGAAGAACGAGGAGCAGAGCCGAGAGUCCCUCAGCUCCACAGACUCGCAUUACUGUCUUCUUGCUUCCAUGGGCACCUCAUCCCCCUUUGGCCGAAAGGCGAGGAAAGGCGGUAUCAUCGGAGAUUCUGACUCCAGCCAGAGUGACUUUGUGAGGAAGAAGUGUGUCCCGCACGCCAAGAUGAUCAUGUGUAGAAUAAGUUUCUUGGAAGAGUUGGGGUUCCUAGAUGAACUUCCCAUGCUGAAUGCCGCUUCACGGGGAGCUGUGACCAAGCUUUCCAUCACCUGGCACAGCAAGUUGGACAUGAACUACGUGUAAGAACUGCUCCAGAACUCCAACUGUAAAAUGCUGGUAGUUGGUGGCAUUGACUGCGUUUGUGAUGUUGGAUGCCAGUUCCAGACGGUUUGACUCGAACUCACCACUCGUGAGUUUUACCUGGCCGAUUAUGAUCUCGUGAAAUCAUGGAUAUCAUAUCAGGGAUGCUGAACAUGUUAUGGGCAGUUACAAGACCACCCACCACCCAGUCAGCCCAGCAGGCCAAACCCAUGAGAUGGACUCCACCCCACCCUUCUGGAGAAUGAGCACAGUAGAAGGGCUCAAGAAAAACCUGGGAGUGAAGCUGCCGGAAACUAACCUCUUCAGAACGGAAGAGACUGAAAAAAUUAUUGAUCACAUCUGUGUCGCAAAAACUGCUGAAUGUCCUCAACCUUAGACCACGGGCAGACUCCUUGCUAAACUUGUCAGAGUCCCUGAAAGUGGCUUGCAGCAGUGACCCACUCAUCGGUGAUCGCCCACAGAUAACGGCCAGACAGACUGCUCUGGGUCUCACUGAGCAGAUUGAGCUGCUUGUCAUGAGGAGGGAAGUGUGCGGUGCUUACACUGGGUUACAUAGUCCCAUACAGCAGCCAGAGGCUUUUAAACAACAGGCCAGAGCCACCAACGAGGAUGAUGUUCAUAGAUGAAAACUUCUAUACCGCCUGGAAUCCAGGCUGCCCCCCCAUCUGGCUGUGGCAUGGACAUUGGCUGCAUCACCGUGUUUCUCACAGUCUACGGUAACAUCAAGGAAGUACUUCUGUUUCCUGCCAUGAGACCUGAAGAUGGUGACCAGUGUGAAAGCCGUCCUUGCCUGAAUCAGGGCAUAUGUAAAGAUGGCCUCGGGGAAUACACAUGCACCUGUUUAGAAGGAUUUGAAGGCCAAAACUGUGAAUUACCCACGCGUGAGCUCUGCAGCCUGGACAACGGGGGCUGCGACCAGUUCUGCAGGGAGGAGCGGAGCGCGGUGCUGUGCUCGUGCGCCAGCGGGUACGACCUGGGCGACGACGGCAAGUCCUGCGUCUCCACAGAGCCCUUCCCCUGCGGGAAGCACACCCGGGGACGCGGCAGGCGGUCGGCCGCCCACGGCAGCGGGGAGGCCCCUGAAGCAGGCGUGCCGGAGCAGUACGACCGCGGAGACCUGGGCCCCACCGAGAGCUCCCUCCACCUGCUGGGCCUCAACGGGGCAGAGCCCAGCCCCACGGAGGACGAGAGCCACCUGAUCCGGAUAGUGGGCGGGAGGAACUGCGAAGACGGGGAGUGCCCCUGGCAGGCUCUGCUCGUCAAUGAGGAGAACGAGGGCUUCUGCGGGGGCACCAUCCUGAGUGAGUUCUGUGUCCUCACCGCGGCCCACUGUCUCCUGCAGGCCAAGCGGUUCACGGUGAGGGUAGGCGACCGGGACACGGAGAAGGAGGAGGGCAACGAGAUGGCACACGAGGUGGAGGUGACCGUGAAGCACAGCCGGUUCGUCAAGGAGACUUACGACUUCGACAUCGCGGUGCUGCGGCUCAAGACGCCCAUCAAGUUCCGCAGGAACGUGGCGCCCGCCUGCCUGCCGGAGAAGGACUGGGCCGAGGCCACGCUGCUGACCCAGAAGACGGGCGUCGUCAGUGGCUUCGGGCGCACGCACGAGCGGGGCCGCCUGUCGUCCACGCUCAGGAUACUGGAGGUGCCCUACGUGGACAGGAACACCUGCAAGCUGUCCAGCAGCUUCACCAUCACCUCCAACAUGUUCUGCGCCGGCUACGACACGCAGCCCGAGGACGCCUGCCAGGGCGACAGCGGCGGCCCCCACGUCACCCGCUUCAGGGACACCUACUUCAUCACUGGCAUUGUCAGUUGGGGCGAAGGGUGCGCGCGGAAGGGGAAGUACGGCGUCUACACCAAGGUCACCAACUUCCUCAAGUGGAUUGACAAGUCCAUGAAAGCCGGGCUGGGGACAGGGGACGGGGGGGAGCCGCGCCCCCAGUGAAGCCCCCCACUGCCCCUCGCAGCCCCUGCCUCUCCCUCCUCUCAGCACCGGGGCUCUGAGCCGGCCUCCCUCCCCGCCGUGAUUAGAGCUGGGUUGAUUCCUUA
Molecule: messenger RNA, 3301 nt
Organism: Delphinapterus leucas (beluga whale)
Lineage: Eukaryota; Metazoa; Chordata; Mammalia; Artiodactyla; Monodontidae
Source: RefSeq, a predicted model, not a curated record